This is a messenger RNA of Cicer arietinum (chickpea), 674 nucleotides long. It is a transcript of the gene MT-2, whose product is annotated as class I type 2 metallothionein. Gene Ontology annotation, molecular function: metal ion binding. The record is from RefSeq and is marked validated. NCBI's taxonomy places the organism in Eukaryota, Viridiplantae, Streptophyta, Magnoliopsida, Fabales, Fabaceae.
CAUUCAAGCUUGUUUGUUUGUUUUGUGUAAAAAAUCAUCUUUUGUUGUUUGUUGUCUAGUUUUUAUUAGAACUGAAAAUGUCUUGCUGUGGUGGUAACUGUGGAUGUGGAAGCAGCUGCAAAUGCGGCAGUGGCUGUGGAGGCUGCAAGAUGUACCCAGACAUGAGCUACACAGAGCAAACAACAAGUGAGACUCUUGUUAUGGGAGUUGCAUCUGGUAAGACUCAAUUUGAAGGUGCUGAAAUGGGUUUUGGAGCUGAGAAUGAUGGCUGCAAGUGUGGAUCAAACUGCACCUGCAACCCUUGCACCUGCAAAUGAAGUGGAUAAUGAAAUCUUCAAGCAAAGAUGGUCCUUAAUUAUCUCAUUAGUGGCAGGAUUAAUAAUAACAACAAUAUAGCUUAUGGUUAUUAUAUAUUGAGUUAUGUGUUAUGUGUACUUCUGGUGUUUGGUUUAAAAUCUAAACACCCUUUUGGAGUAUUAGAAUAAAGUUGCAAUGUUCUGUUUACCCUUUGAGCGAAUUCUAUUGUCUUGGAUUUGUGAUGAUGGGUGUAUUUUAGUUUUAAUCAUGGUUUCAUUGUUUGUUUAUGUUUUUGUUGCUUUUGUAUAAAGUUCGGCUAAUCUGAACCAUCAAUAUCUGCUUAUUAAUGAAAUAAAGGGAAAUGACAAUUCAAGUAA